Misgurnus anguillicaudatus (oriental weatherfish) is the source of this 2827-nucleotide messenger RNA. NCBI's taxonomy places the organism in Eukaryota, Metazoa, Chordata, Actinopteri, Cypriniformes, Cobitidae. The record is from RefSeq and is a predicted model, not a curated record.
GGACACAUUUUGAUGUUACUUACACAGUAAAAGGAAAACAACAAUCAGAGCGGAGCUGCCGUAUUUCAUAUCAGACCUUCGUAAACGCUUUUUAACAGAUCUUUAUAUCGUAAAAUCAAGGUCCGAAGAGCGAUUUUAAGCUUGCAGAGUUAUGGGCCGUUGUCAUAUUCACUGUCGUUCAUUAUCGCGUAAGAAAAUCUAGAUAUCAAGCUGGUUCAGCUGUCAUUUGGAUUGGUUCCUCAUCAACGUAGCGCAACAUGACAGGUUUUCGGUCUCAGAUCAGCUAGCAGACAGACCCAGUGAGACGUAGUUUAAAUUUGAUCAAAGUGUCAGGAUUUCGCAAUCCAGUGUGUUGUCAGGAUGCCUGGUAUGGUUGUGUUUGGACGCCGAUGGCGGAUCGCCAGCGAUGAUCUUGUGUUUCCUGGUGCUUUCGAGUUGUUCAUUAGAGCUGUCUGGUGGAUCGGGACUCUAGUUCUGUACAUCAACCAUAAGGGACGGUUUGACUGUCAAGGUGGUGCGGUUUUGCAUAACUACCUUGUUGUUCUUCUUGUUCUUCUAGCUAUCAUCAUCUUUACACUAUGUGCUAUUGUUUACAUAAGUGCGCAAGGAACCAUAAUGAAUCCAGGGCCCCGACGCUCUAUGCUAGCCCUGGUGUAUCUCCGCGCUGCCCUGUACAUCCCUGAGCUUGUAUGGGCCUGUUUGGGAACCGUGUGGGUCUCCGACAACAGCACGGGAUGUGAACCAGCAGAGGUUGGAGCUGUGAUUGGGGCUGUGAUUUCCAGCUGGGUCAUUCUUCUCUCUAUGGCGGUGGGCGUGCUCAUAGUGUUCGACCCUCUGGGCAGUGAGAAGCCGGCUGCAUUGCACAGUCAUUCAGGACUGAGAGACCUAGAGAGCAGUGAAUCCUCACAGCUCUUUUACCGUGCACGCACGAUGGCUACGCGGGUGUGGGAGAGUCGGCUACGAUUGCUCUGCUGUUGUCUGCCUCAGGAUGACAACCAUCGUGCAGCAUUCUCUAGCAUCGCCCAGCUUGUCAGCAGCUUUUUCAUUGAUACAGACCUGGUACCCAGUGACAUUGCUGCUGGCUUGGCCCUUCUACACCAGGAACAGGAUAAAAUGGAGCACUGUCGAGACCCUGAGGAGGUUCUGACCCACAGCCCCUCCUCCCCCUUAAGAGAAGAUCUGGAGGUAGAGCUUGAGAAAGCUGCUCAUUGUAUGCAGUUUGCUGUAGCUGCAUAUGGAUGGCCAAUGUACGUCUACUCAAACCCCCUCACUGGACUCUGCAAACUUAGUGGAGAUUGUUGUCGAAACCGCAAUGCAGAGCACGACCUGGUGGGAGGAGACAACCUCGGCUGCCAUUUUACCUCUAUCUUACAGAGCACAGGGCUGCACUACAGAGACUUCAUCCAUGUCAGCUGUCAUAAUCAGAUCUAUGAAAUACCAUUUUUCGUGGCAUUAGAUCAUAAAAGAGAGGCAGUCCUGGUUGCUGUAAGGGGCACUCUGUCACUUAAGGAUGUGUUGACAGACCUCUCAGCUGAAUGUGAAAAUCUCUCUAUUGAAGGGGUUUCAGGAACCUGCUAUGCUCAUAAGGGCAUCUCUCAAGCUGCAAACUACAUCUACAAGAAACUAGUCAAUGAUGGGAUUUUGAGCCAGGCGUUUAACAUUGCACCUGAAUAUAAGCUUGUCAUCACAGGACACAGUCUCGGGGCAGGUACAGCUUCUUUGCUGGCUGUGCUUUUACGCAGUACACACCCCACCCUUGAGUGCUAUGCUUUCUCACCACCAGGGGGCCUCAUGAGUAAAGCACUGGCCGAAUAUUCAAAGCAGUUUGUCAUCUCAGUGGUGCUUGGAAAAGAUCUUGUUCCCAGGUUGAGUAUUCCAAACAUGGAAGACUUGAAAAGACGAAUAUUAAAAAUGGUGUCUAAUUGUAGUAAACCAAAGUACAAGAUAUUGAUGCAUGGCUGCUGGUACGAGCUGUUUGGAGGAACCCCUGAUGAUUUCCCUACGGAGUUGGAGAACCGUCGGGAAGAAGUGUUAAAUCAGCCGUUGCUAGGUGAGGAGAGUCUGUUAGUACGGCGCUCAUCUACCUAUCAGAGUCUUUCAUCGGAUGAUUCGCCGACCCACCCCACCCACUUACCCCUAUACCUGCCUGGCCGCAUCAUGUAUAUUACAGAGGAGGGUCCUACGCGUAGACACUGUUUUUCUCAGGUGAGGUAUCGUGCUGAGUGGUCCAGUGAGAUGGCGUUCCGAAAUGUUCUGAUCAGCCCGAGGAUGAUCGCUGAUCACAUGCCUGAUGUUGUUCUCCGGGCACUGCAAAGUCUCACCCGUGACCGCCCAUUUGCCCUCUGCCCAUCUUCCAUGAGCAACAGCCACCUGAAUGUCAUUUGAGCUCUGAGGGGUCUUAUCUUUAAACUGACUGUGGUACUAUAAGUACAAGCUGACUUUGGGAUCGUGACUGUGUUGGACUCCUCCCUCAGUCAUUUUAUUUAGAGCGGUUUAGCUCUUAUGUAUUUAUUUAUUUUGCGGUUAAUGUUAUUGUCUGCUUUUAAUGGGAACAUUAUUUGAAAUGCUGUCAUGCCCAACUAUAAGAACUUUUCGGAUUGUUUGAAUGGUUUAAGGUGGGCAGUAAGGAUUUGAGAAGGAAAACCUCAGUAUUGCUUGUCAUGGUUGUGUGCAUUGUUUGUGAUGUCUCUUCGACCCAUUAGAGUUGGAUUAUAUCUAGCCAAAAGUGACAUGGGGUGUUAAAGACUUUGAUUGUAGAUUACUGAGAACUACAUCUCCAAUGUGAGAUUUUGAUGCAUGACACAAGAUGCAUAAAAUAUUUGAAGAA